AUGGCGAAUGUUCGACAAUACGCAGGAGGAGCUUAUUUAAAAGCCGUUACAAAGAAGGGUCAUGAACGGGAAGCAAGGAUAACUGUGGAAUUCACGGGAAACGCUUAUGAGGAAACAACAGGUAUUUUGAAUGUAUGGAGUAAGACAAGUUUAUGCACCCGUUUUCUUUCUUUGUUUUUUUUCUUGCAUAUUCAGUGCUAUUUCAAUCUUCACCGUUUCAUUUGAUAGUGAAGGCAGCGACAAAAUGUCCUCAUUUGGAUCAAAGUUUAUACUUUUCGUCUUUGGCAACAAAAUUUAUUGAAGCGGAUCACGACGACCAAAAAAGCCAGUACGUUAAGGGAUGGGAAAGAUGGGAAACUUAUUGAUCUCGCGAAAUUGAAUUCAUAUGACUUGUUUUCCCGCCAAAAAUAUCACUAAUUAAAAGUAACAUCUUCCUUUGUUUUGACCAACUUUGUCGACCUUCAUACUAACAAGAUGACGCAAACGACUGUGUAGAGGAAUGAAAACAUUUUGUUAUAAGAAUCUGCUCCACAAUAUCUUAUAAUAAGAAUUGGCUCCUUUUCUUAAGGCGGGAUUGGGUAUCCAUUGUGUAUGGGAAAAUUUGAUCCAGUUCUAGGCAAUUUAGCAAAGAGUACUGGGAAGUGCUAGCGAUCACUACGCUAGCUCUCGAUGGUUUUGUAUCAGAAAUGGAACGAGUGAGAUUUCUGGCAUGCGUAAGAACUGUUCGCGCGAUUUUUCCAUGACUGAAGUAUAAUUCUAUAUUUAUUUAUUUAUGUAAUUACGCAUGUCAGAAAUCGAACUCGUGAACUCGAUUUCUGACAUGGGCAAAGACGAUUUAUAGCGCAACACAGUUUUACAAUUUUGGAAGCGUUGCAACCAUUUGAAACGAUGUCGCAACAAUGUUGCAACUCUGUUUGGCGCUAAAAAUCGUCGUCGCGAAUCGUCCCGUGUAACAUUACCUUAAGUACUGUUGACGCAAACUUUUCAUGACUGAGGUAUUAAUAAUUCUAUAUUUAUGUAUCAGAUAUAAUCACCAGUCGGUGACCAAAAUGUACACUUUUUUAUACCCAUGUAUUUCAGAAUUCUAUAUUGGGCAGCAUGACAUGCCAGGAUACAACACAUUCUCGUGCUAUAUAGAGGGCCAACAAUACUUCCUGUGUGCAGAGAAUAACGAAGUGUUUCUGAUGGUAAGUAACAAUACGAGUUAAGUAAAAUGGCUUAAUGUAAUAACAACGUUAACUGAAUUCCACGGUGGAAGUUAAGUUUAGUUCAUCUUACGCUUACCCCAACAGAUUUUAUGGCGAAAGAUCGAAGUAAAGUUUCUGUAAACCUUGCAUUUUUUAGAGUUUACAACUGAAGCAAAUUCCCCCAUAAAAUCGAGUAUUCCUCUUUUAACCCAGCUAUAUAGGGUUGCUAAAUGGAAUUUGAGAGAGCGGAGUUGAAAUGGCCCCUCUGCUACUUUGCCCUUCAUAAUAGUCGAGAUCAUGGUGGAAAAUUAUCGAACGUGAUGAUCUAUUUUUUGCGCAGAAAAACACAGUCUCAAGGGUUUACACGGCCUAAUGCCAGCGACUCACAAAGCCACUCUUUUAAAUAGAUACAUAAUAUGACACACUAACGUCAUUUUAUCAUGUUUAUCACGUUCUUUUGUGCUUUCAAUGUAGAGUUCCUCCGAUAGCAAGCCUACAGAUGCCAGGUUCUUGUUCCACGUUGAAAAAGCCAGUAACGUUUUCUGCAACAUAAAGUCGGCUGUUAAUCCAGAAAUGUUUCUGGUCAGUGAUGAGUCAGGCAAGGCAGCCAUGAGGCGGAAAAUGGGCCGUACAACCUAUGACAGACAAGCCUGGUUUCGAUUUUUACCAGACGGUGACAUGGUAACAACUCCAGUUGGUGCAGAAACCAUCUUUAAAGCCAAAACGUUUGAAAUCCAGGAGGCUGUUUCUUGUAAUUAA
This is a messenger RNA of Porites lobata, 1946 nucleotides long. The record is from the annotation of a GenBank genome assembly. NCBI's taxonomy places the organism in Eukaryota, Metazoa, Cnidaria, Anthozoa, Scleractinia, Poritidae.